Molecule: messenger RNA, 6000 nt
Organism: Actinia tenebrosa (Australian red waratah sea anemone)
Lineage: Eukaryota; Metazoa; Cnidaria; Anthozoa; Actiniaria; Actiniidae
Biological process (GO): proteolysis
Molecular function (GO): metalloendopeptidase activity
Source: RefSeq, a predicted model, not a curated record
UUCAUAUAUAACUUGUGAGCCAUAUCGAUGUUUUAGCUUGUUAUUGCCGUGCGCAGGCGAAGUGAGGAGCGAUAUAAACUUACUUGAUAAUUCAAUCUAUUGGUGAGCGUAAAAACCCUUAGGACGGUCUUGUGUACACCAAGACAUGGCUGGAAUAGCUGGUAAGGGUGUUCGUACUAUUUCUGCUCUCCUUGUCAUUCUUUGCGCAGACGUUGGCUUCUUACGAAGUUCUGCGCACUAUGUUGAUGGCCUGGAGGAUUUGAACAAUGCAAAUGUCCAAAUCGUGUAUCCAGAGCGACUCCAUCAUCGUACGCGACGAGACAUCCCAGCUGGAAAUACACAGAAAAGCUAUGAUGAAGCAAGGUUUCGAGUUAAAGCAUUUGGCAAAUCUCUAGUCCUCGAUGUCAUUCGAAACGAGGCUAUGGUCUCAGAGGACUUCUUUAUACGUUUAUAUAAUCAAGAAGGAAAACAAAUAGAUAAAAAGUCUUCAGGUAAACAAUGUCACUAUCAAGGUCAUAUUGAAGGUCAUCCCGAAUCAUCUGUGAUGCUGGAUACGUGUGACGGUAUCAGUGGAAUAAUAGAAGAUGAGAGCGAAACUUUUUCGAUAAUGCCAUUAAGAGCAAAGGGUUUGAAUGCGCAUCGAAUAAUACGAACAAGAGGAUCAAAGACUUCAGACUUUACACAAGACUUCAGUUGUGGUACGAGCUCAAGAAAUUCUACCAACGAUGUCUCUACCAACAAUGUGAAGAAGAGAUUCGGCGAUAGGAUUCGUCGUUCCUUAGCUAUUGACCCUCUUUUCCGCUCGCACAUUCCUGUUAACAAGACACGUUAUGCGGAGCUUAUUAUUAUCGUUGACAAAGUUAUCUACGAUAAGUAUGGUAGAAAUACAAGUGACGUACAAAGAAGAAUAUUUGAUUUAGUCAAUGCUAUCGAUAUGAUCUACCAGAAGAUCAACAUCCGCAUUGUCAUCAAAGCGUUAGAGAUAUGGACCCACAAGGAUUUGGUACCGUUUAACGAGAAAGCUGGCGAAGAUCUUAAUAAUCUACAAAAAUACAGAGAAAAACAUGUAGACAAAUACGAAUGCGAUGUUUUGCACCUCUUGAGGGGCAGAGAAUGGGCAGACCACGGAGGAAUGGCCUACAUGAGGGAAAUGUGUACUAUUAGAUCAACUGGUGUUGUUGGGUGGAAUGAAUGGAGCAUUGUUGGUCCUUGGAUAGCUCUAGCUCACGAAAUGGGUCACAAUUUUGGCUUUGACCACGACGACCUUAAGAAUUGUAAAUGUCUGACUCCACGUGGAUGCAUAAUGCGGACAUUUAAAACAAGAGUACCAGGGUUUUCUGAUUGCAACCUGAGAGAUCUUCAAAAGAUUGAUGAUAAAUGUUUGUACAACGUACCAGUCAAGAGCAUUAACCCUCAAUGUGGAAAUGGAAUCAAGGAGGUUGACGAAGAAUGUGACUGUGGCACAAAAGAGAAUUGUGCCAUUGUGGAUCCAUGCUGUAACCACAAGACUUGUAGACUUCAUUCUUCGUCUCAGUGUAGUAAUCAGCAUGACAAAUGUUGUAAGAACUGUCAGUACGCACCCACUGGAUCGAUAUGUCGAAAGGCUGAAGGACCGUGUGAUGUAGCCGAGGUUUGCACUGGACAAUCAGGCCAAUGUCCUCCAGACGAUCACCAAUCAGAUGGAACAGCCUGCCAUUUUAAUGAUUUAGAGCUGAUUGGAAACAAUAUUGACAACAGCAUCAAAAUAUCAAGACUUCCAAGUCGAAUAAAAGCCCGUUUUGUUAGAAUCAAUCCACAACACUGGCAAAAACAUAUCUGUAUGAGGACAGAGAUCUAUGGAUGUGAUAAAGUGCGUAAAGCUAGCAUUACAACACCAUUACGAUCCGACAACAAUUUGUUUGUUGACGCUGACAACGGUUUCUGUGAUGCAGACGACGUUUCCGAGCUCGUUUUUAAACCCUUAGAACAUGUCAGAAAUACAAACAUACUGUUUAAGUUGACCAAUGAAGGAAUCUUGAUACAUCAAUGCACUGGAAACAUGGUUUGCCCAAAAGAUAGUCUUGCUACAUAUGGAACAAAACUUGUGGUUGCAAAAAGCUGUACUAAGCAGUCAGCCAAAUUUCAAAGAGUAGGUAAAUCUUUAAAGCACGUUGAAAGCGGAUUCUGUGUUCAUCCUAACGGCGGCUUGGCUCAAGAUGGAACCUCUCUGGUAUUAUGGAAAGGAUGCAAAGGCAAAAACAUCGCAAUCACGUUUGUAAAACCAGAUUGCGAGAUAGCGCUUGGAAUGGAAAGCGGACGCAUACGAAAUGACCAAAUUAAAGCGACUACUUUCCGAAGAAACAAAGAGCCCGUCAAUGCCCGAUUGAAUGGAUUCAAUGCGUGGUGCGCAGGGCAAUCAGAUAAAAGACAAUAUUUACAGAUCGACCUUGGAAAGGUGAAGGUCAUUAGUGCUAUUGCUACUGAGGGCAUGUAUGACGGUACUCGCGUGACCGGAUAUAAGUUAUACUACAGUAAAAAUGGCCGGCAGUGGACGGCCUACGCCGGAAGAAGAAAAUUCCAGUCGAAGAACUCGUAUUGCUUCCGAGGGAAGUGUUCUGCGACACUCAAUAGUCAGUGUAGAGAUCUCUGGAAUCCAACUUCAUUUUCAGCCUCUAAAGCUUGUYAUGACAAAUUAAACACCGAGAACACAAGAUACGGCACUUGUCAUCCUGCGAGAAUCCAACCUUGCCUGCCACAAGACGCUGUGUGCGGACAACUGCAAUGUUUAGAUAAAACCAAGAAAAAUCCUACUAUAAGUUACGGAGUGUUUUACAAGAGAUGGUUUCUCGCUAGAAAGAAGACACGAUGCAGUUUGGUUGCAAGGAAUACGACGAGAGGUGAUAGUCUUGGUAUGGUGAAAAAUGGUACCAAAUGUGGUAACGAUAAGAUAUGCGUGAAUUACAAAUGUCGCCGCAUCUCGUCUCUGGCUACACGACCCUGUCCUCAAACCAAUGGAAUGGACUGUGCUGGAAAUGGAUUUUGUACGGCACAUGGUAAAUGUCAUUGUAAAGAUGGUUAUGACCCGCUAACAAAUUGUUCUACAGUGACAUCUAUUGUUAAUGGAGGAUGGAAUUCAUGGUCCACGUGGAGUAAGUGUAGUCGUGUUUGUGGCGGCGGGACYCAGAGAAGACACAGGUUUUGUAGCCAUCCUGUACCAAGCGUGACUGGAAGGAAAUGUCCUGGUGAAAGAAUUUACAGUCUUAAAAUACGAGGCAAAGACCUCAAAACGUAUUGCGACUUUACAACAGACGGGGGAGGUUGGACACUACUCGUUACGAGUUCCUCUCGAAAUGGAUGGACGAGAAAGACUGUACUUGAAAGAAAUGUGAAACGYCCAUCGUUGAACAGAGACUUUUCCAUUCUGGGCUUCAGUGAUGACAUCAUAGGACAACGACAUUUUCAGUACAAGAUUGAAGAUGACACCAGCAAAUGGGGAGGCGUAUUUGAAGCAAGACAAGGACAAAGCUUCUUAGAARGUUUGAGCAAUCAGACGCAAGUAAAAUUAUUGAAGAAAUAUGGCAACUGGGACGAYAAAUGCAAUCUAGGGCAGCGCCUUCCUUAUAUCAAAGAUUCCAGCCUUCUUUUGACGACUGCAGACCCCUCAGGGGAUGACUCAGGGACAAUAGUGUCUUCAACAGAUGAUGCGGUCUACUUACCAAAACAAAURGAACGGCCAUCUGGAUUGAGACUUUGGGUUAGAGAGGGGACCUGGAGAUCUUGUAAUCAAAUAAAACAGAACAUAAAGGACGUCCCCGGCGAACACAAGUCUUUGGAAGACGGACCUUACAUGAUAAAAAACACCUCGCACCAAUACAUCCCGGUCAUAUGUGACAUGAAAUCAGACAAAGGGGCUUGGACUCUGUUAGUGACAAGCGCCAAUAACGGAUGGCUUCCAAAUCAAGUCAAACACCGAAACACGAAUUUACCAUCUUUAACACAAGACUAUUCCAUCUUGGAGCUGGGCGAUCAGAUAAAAGACCUGAGUGGUGCAAACAGCUUURUGUAUAAGCUAGAGGCACAUGAGCAUGGACACUGGGGAGGAGUGUGGAAAGCACCCAAAUCAUACAGCUUCGUUGCCACGAACAACAGUCAAACAAAUGUUACUUUGGUGAAAAAAUACGACGACUGGCUAUACAACUGGGCCAGCUCCCUAGAAAAGAGAAUGCCGUGGUUAGGAAAGACGAAAGGACUGCUGACGACUUCUAGCCAUGAUAAUUAUAGUGAAUGGGGUACUAUCGUUACUGAUAUAUUAAAAAACAACCCUGCUCCAUGGAUAGACUUUCUCAUGGUCAACCCUGGAGUGAUCUGGUACUGGGUCAACGAAGACGAUUGCGGAUCCGACAGAAUCCCAGUUGAUGGAGGACUGUCAUCUUGGAGUGCUUGGAAUGGAUGCAGCCCAUUGUGUAACGCGAUAAAUGGAAUCCAAACACGAAGACGUUUAUGUUCUAAUCCAGCCCCUCGAUGUGGUGGCAGAUCAUGUGAUCCUGCUGACUUGGUUCCUGAGAAGAGACGAUGCAGUUACUGCCCGAAGAGUCCCAUUAAAGGACCUCGUAAGUUCUGUAUUCAGCCAAGUACCGCAAACUGCAKUCCCCCUGAAAACACCAGGCUAGUCUACAAAAAGAACACCAAUAACUGCGAYGAAGAUUACAUGAACUUUCUCUUCGACAACGAUGGAAUGCUCAUGCAUUUUUGCAGCAGGAAAUAUGUUUGUCCACAAGGUGGCCAAGCAGACUACGGCACUCCUUUAGUACUGAGCAGCUUCUGCAAUCAAAGUCAUGCCACGUUUGAGAUAACUAAAGUCAAAGGUUUGAGACACAAGCAGUCAGGUAAAUGUGUGCAUCCUAACAUGGGAAGCGUUGCUGAAGGCAUACAUCUCGUUACAUGGGAUGGAUGCGGGUCUUCUAGACUGAAGUUGGAUUUGUUCAAGCUACGGGAGGAUAAUGUUCAUUCAACACGUCCUUCACAAACUAUAGCACCAACUCCGCGUAGCGUGUCAGCAUCUAGAGACGUCAGCCCAAUAAGAUCACAUGGAGGUUUUUGCUUGCAGCCAAGUACAGCAGACUGCUCGCCUCCUGAAGGAACUGAAAUCAUCUACAGCGGCGCGGGAGGAAACAAUGUACAAUGCUCACAGAAUUACAUGUUGUUUACCUUGACGACAAAGGGUCGGCUAAAACACUCGUGUAGUGGGAUGUAUCUAUGUCCCGAUCCUGAUUACCUUGACAUCGGAGGUUCACUCUUUAAUGGGAUUCCUGUUGUGUUGAAGAAACAGUGCUAUGAUAGAAAUACAAAGUACACAAGGACAAGUGAUAAAUCACUGCGUCACAUUUCAUCAGGGUUCUGUGUUCACCCGGAGUCUAGUACCCCUACAUCUGGGACAAAAGCUGUCUUCUGGAAUCAAUGUGAUCUCAAUCGGUUGGAGCUCGAAUUCUAUGAGUUGCGCGAUUGAUUUGAUGGCCAAAUAUGCGUGUUGUUAGUUUGUAGAAUUUUUUGUUUGUUUGAUUGCAUGGUUUUUAUUUUUAUAAUUUCUGCAUUUUCACGGCUACACUUUCCGAGUUGCACGAUUGAUUCGAUAAUUGUCAUAUGUUUUUUAAUCGUCUCAUAAGAAUGGUUGUUGUGCGACAUAACACAGUAGUGGCUUUCCAUAAUAAUGGUUAUUGUAUGAGAUGCCGUAACACUGAAAUGGCUUCCCAUAAGAAUGGUUAUCGUACGCCAUGCCUUAACACUGAAAUGGCUUCCCAUAAGAAUGGUUAUCGUAUGCCAUGCCUUAACACUGAAAUGGCUUCCCGAUGGUUAACGUACGACAUUCCAUUCCAUAACAUUGACAUGGCUUCCAAACAUGGUUAUCGUAUGACAUGCCUAGUUAACCGACACUGAAAUGCCUUCCCAUAAGAAUGAUUAUCAUCAUUGUUUGAUUGCAUGACUAUUUUUCUUCAUAGAAUACCAAUAAACAAAAUAUACGAC